UGGGCGAUCAAUCGGCCGGGUGUGUGGUGUGUGGCGCGCUGCGUUAGCUGCCUCGGACGCCGACCAGCCGCCAUGAAGGAGCGCAGGAUCGACAUGGGGGAGGACAGCCCGGCUGUGCUCGACCUGAGCAAGGUCACGGGCGCGCAGCAUGAGCGGCUCAAGGCUCUGGGCGAGUUCUUCGAGAAGCGGUACGGCCAGCCCCCCGAGUUCUACGUCAGGGCGCCGGGCAGAGUCAACCUGAUCGGUGAACACAUCGACUACUGCGGCUACUCCGUGUUCCCGAUGGCGGUGCAGCAGGACAUCCUGAUGGCGGUCAGAACGACCAACAAGCCGAGCCUCAGCCUGGCCAACAUCGAGCGCAGCUACGACGACUUCAGCUGCUCCACGGAGGAGCUCAGGGUGGAGAAGCGGUCGGACAGCGUGCCCUGGUCCAGUUACGUGCUGUGCGGCGUGCUUGGGGUGAAGGAGCACGGCCGGCUGAGCAGCGUCGCUGGUCUGCAGAUGGCCGUCAGCGGCACUAUCCCACCCUCCAGCGGCCUCUCCAGCUCCUCCGCGCUGGUCUGCGCCGCCGCACUGGCCACCGCGCACGCCAACAAGGUAACGAUGACCAAGUCGGAGAUAGCGAGCAUGUGUGCCCGGGCGGAGCGGCACAUCGGGACCGAGGGCGGCGGCAUGGACCAGGCCAUCUGCUUCCUCGCCAAGAAGGGCACGGCCAAGCUGAUCGAGUUCAGUCCGCUGCGCGCGCAGGACGUGCGCCUGCCGCCCGGCGCCGUGUUCGUCAUCGCCAACAGCCUGGCCGAGAAGAACAAGGCGGCCUCCUCCGACUUCAACUGCCGCGUCAUGGAAUGCCGUCUGGCCACGCAGCUGCUGGCCAAGAGCCGCGGUCUGGAGUGGUCCAAGUACCGCCGCCUGGGCGACCUGCAGAAGGAGCUGCGCCUGCAGUUUGACGAGAUGGCCCGGCUGGUGCGGUCCGUGCUGCACGAGGAGCCCUACAGCAAGAAGGAGAUAUGCGUGGAGCUGGGAAUCACUGAGUCGCAGCUGGACGAGAUCACUCUCAGCCCCAACACGCGCCACAUCGCCGAGUUCAGGCCUUACCAGAGGGCGCUGCACGUGUUCCAAGAGGCCGGCCGGGUGUUCGCCUUCCGCGCCGUCUGCGAGGCGGGCGGCGAGGACGCCCUCAGUCAGAUGGGCCAGCUGAUGAACGACAGUCACGCCUCGUGCCGCGACCUGUACCAGUGCAGCCACGAGCUGCUCGACACCAUCUGCCGGCUCUCCGAGGGGCUGGCCUACGGGGCGCGUCUCACCGGAGCCGGGUGGGGCGGAUGCGCCGUGGCCCUGGUGCCGGGAGAGCGUGCGGAUGAGUACAUCAACAAGCUGAAGGCCGAGUUCUACGCGCGGCGCCCGAACGCCGAGAGCUUGAACCUGGACACAAUCGUGUUCCGGACCGAGCCUGGCGAUGGUGCUGUCAUCUUCAUAUAGGUGGCGGGUGAUUAGCGUUACCGUCACGGUCCAAUAUCCUUGCAAGCCCUCAACAAGCACCAUGGUUGUGCAAGGCAACGCGGUAUUUGUUUCAGAAUUACUCUAAUAGACGAUAUUCUCCGAGCAUCUAAAAGGAAAGAAAAUACUGUGAAUCGAAACUGCGAUUAUGCGCCGUCGAUUUACAUAGUUCAACGUCUCGUUUCGCUCAUGAUUGUCAAUUAUUUUUUAUAACUAUAAGCAAAGAAGUGUAGAUGUAGUCUUCCAAGCCACAGCCGUAGUCCCGAGAAACAUUCUGUGGUAAGGUGACAAGUGCCUUGCAUUGUCAUAUGACGUACAGCGACAUCUACGUGGAUGAGUUUGGUGUAAGCCACGUAUCACUAGCAGUGUAGGAUAAGAUCAUCGCACAGUACGAUACGUGUGGGGAAUGCGCCUUUUCCUGUGCACCUGCCGCACACUGCAGAAUCGAUGACGUCACAGCCUGUUUUAUGUGCAUUGCAGCGACUGUAAUGGCAAACCGUGAGAUGGUCGUCAGGGCCAUUUCGGAAAUGCCAUGUAAAUUUCACCAUCACUCGAUUACCAAUGAACUGUCUGCCUCUGAACUUCGACAUACGUGAUUUGACUGGAUUUGGCGCAGCGCAGUUGUUGCUGGCACGGCAUUUGUCUUGUCUUGCUACACACACCUCUUGUCUUGUUACAUACACCGCGCUCCACUGGGCAGCCGUUUUCAUUCCGUGCGGCUUAUUGGGGAACGCGGCCGCGUGCGGUGCCGCGGACGUCUUGGGCUUAUUGGGGAACACGGCCGCGUGCGGUGCCGCGGACGCCUUGGGCUUGGGCCUGGGCAGACUGCCGGUGCUCCGCAUGCUCAUUUCCGCCCUUCCGCGGUGGCACGCCGGCCGAGCGGCGGCAUCCGGUAGCGUGCUGUAUUACCAACGAUCGCAACCCAAUCAGUGUCGUUACAAAGUGAGGCUGUGUGCGUCUGUGCCGCAUCAAGCGCCGAGCAAAUGACCGCUCCCGCAUGCCCACGUAGUACAAAACAAUAACUUUCCGCUGUAAUCAUGAUCGUCAGGCUACUUGCUAGCGCCUAAUCGUCUUCUGUUAUCGCUGACCAUCAUGAACCCGCUUACCGGGUGAUGGUCCGCCUCUGCGGAUGACGUCAGCACAACAUUGGGAUGUCUGUUUUUGUAUGCGGCUUCUGUGCGUUGCUCUAUUUGCAUUUCUCUGUCUAAAUUCAACGGAAUCUGUCCUCCGGAAUCCGCCGGCUCUUUGGAACUCUGCGCAACGAACUGGGGUCUACCUGUAUAUGAAAAAAAUACACCGAAAAGUGGAAACUGUAUGGAAGGAA
Messenger RNA from Pollicipes pollicipes, 2821 nucleotides. Its product is annotated as N-acetylgalactosamine kinase. Gene Ontology annotation, molecular function: ATP binding; galactokinase activity. Gene Ontology annotation, biological process: galactose metabolic process; carbohydrate phosphorylation. Gene Ontology annotation, cellular component: cytoplasm; cytosol. The transcript is spliced from 10 exons. The record is from RefSeq and is a predicted model, not a curated record. NCBI's taxonomy places the organism in Eukaryota, Metazoa, Arthropoda, Thecostraca, Pollicipedomorpha, Pollicipedidae. Bases 73 to 1479 code for a protein of 468 amino acids.